UCCGUGCCGCCUCCUCGGCCGGCACAGCCGCGGCUCUCUCCUUUCCUGCCCCGGCACUCGGCGAGGCGGAGGGAAGGGAUGGCGGGGGUCGCUGCCCGGCUGCUCGGGGCACUGUGCCUCGCCGCCUGCCUGUCCCCGGCGCUAGGGAGGGACGCCGGAGCGCCGUGGACCCUGGAGAAGUAUUCUCACCAACCAAGAAUUUUAGGUUCUGAUGCUAUUCAAAAAGUUGUGGCCAACACAGAUAUUUCUGAAAUGUGGGAGAAUGAUUUGCGCCCUAUCCUGAUCGAAAGAUAUCCGGGAUCACAAGGAAGUUACAUCGUGCGACAGCAUAUCAAGCACCGUCUUCAAACAUUAAAGGCUGGUUGGGAAAUUGAAGAAGAUACAUUUCAGAAGUACACACCAUAUGGUUAUAAAACAUUUUCCAAUAUUAUUGGCACUCUUGAGCCCUCUGCAAAACGCCAUCUCGUACUUGCUUGCCACUACGACUCAAAAUUCUUUGGACAGCAAUGGCAGGGCAGAGUGUUUGUGGGAGCAACUGAUUCAGCUGUGCCUUGUGCCAUGAUGUUGGAGCUGGCACGGGCCCUGGAUAACCAGCUUCAGUUAAUCAAGGCCAGCUCAACGUCAAGACCAGACCUUUCACUUCAGCUCAUUUUUUUUGAUGGUGAAGAAGCCUUUGUUCGGUGGUCCCCUUCCGAUUCCCUCUAUGGAUCUCAACACUUAGCUCAAAAAAUGGUAUCGACUCCACACCCACCUGGUUCAACAACCACCAACCAGCUACAGGGCAUAGACCUGUUUGUACUACUGGAUUUAAUUGGUGCGCCAAACCCAGUCUUUCCCAAUUAUUUUCCAAACACUCUCCGAUGGUUUCAGAGGCUUCAAGCAAUUGAGCAAAAGCUACACAACAUGAAUCUGCUGAAGAAUCACAAUGCUGGAAGUCAGUAUUUCCACAGUACUUUACAUCGAGGCUUGGUUGAAGAUGAUCAUGUUCCAUUUUUGUUAAGAGGGGUUCAAGUCCUGCAUCUGAUUCCAUCCCCUUUUCCUGCAGUAUGGCAUACUAUGAUGGACACAGAAGAAAACCUUGACAAAGCAACUAUUGACAAUCUCAACAAAAUCCUGCAGGUGUUUGUACUGGAAUAUCUCAACCUAUGAAAGACAAAACAUCAACAAAUUAUCCUCCAUUCACACUACUGUUUGCCCACCUUCACACUUGUUAUUUAAUUGCAUUGGAGCGUACCAAGGUGAAGAAAAAUGUGAUAGCUCUUGCUAGACUGAUUAUUGAUUGAGCUAUUCAUGGCCCAUUGAUCCAGCAGCCAAAUAAGAUACCAUUAAAUAAGACCUAGCUCAGCCUGGAAAGAAUUUGAUCUUUCCAUGUUUUGUGUCUGAAUUAAAAAAAACUCCAGAAUCUUU
Onychostruthus taczanowskii (white-rumped snowfinch) is the source of this 1407-nucleotide messenger RNA. RefSeq names its product glutaminyl-peptide cyclotransferase (gene QPCT). The record is from RefSeq and is a predicted model, not a curated record. Lineage: Eukaryota; Metazoa; Chordata; Aves; Passeriformes; Passeridae. Bases 79 to 1149 code for a protein of 356 amino acids. Gene Ontology annotation, molecular function: zinc ion binding; glutaminyl-peptide cyclotransferase activity. The transcript is spliced from 7 exons.